Messenger RNA from Trichomonas vaginalis G3, 498 nucleotides. RefSeq lists its product as uncharacterized. The record is from RefSeq and is a predicted model, not a curated record. The transcript has a single exon. Bases 1 to 498 code for a protein of 165 amino acids. NCBI's taxonomy places the organism in Eukaryota, Parabasalia, Trichomonadida, Trichomonadidae.
AUGGAAAUGGAUUUCGAUAUCAUCGAAUUUGUAUCCACCUGGAUUUUACUACCAAUAACAGUAAUAUUUAUAUUUGCCAUAGUAUUUGCGGGAUUUAAGAGUUUAUUAUCAAUCGCUGCUAGAAAUUUAGGAUUAUUCUUCACUUUUUCAAAGGUAAUUGGCUUAGCAACAAUACUGUUCGGACUACUAUUACUUUCAAGAGAAGAUAUGAAUUGGAAGAUCACCUUACUUGAAAUCUGGACCGGGAUUUUAAUGAUGAAUUUGAUUCCAAUCUUUGUACUUGGACAGGCAGCAGUGGCACUUUCCAUUUCUUGGUUCUACUGGAUACAUAGAUUCAUCACUGACGAUAUUAUGUUCUUUGAAAUUUUAGGAGAUAGUGCUUUCUUUUUAAUUUUCCCAACAAUGUUUAUAUUAACUAUUCUCAACUUCGAAACUAGAAUUGCCUCAUUUGAUUACAAGUUCUUUGGACCUCGUUUACCAAUUACGAAAUAUAUAUAA